This is a messenger RNA of Paramecium tetraurelia, 1905 nucleotides long. RefSeq lists its product as uncharacterized. The record is from RefSeq and is a predicted model, not a curated record. The transcript has 2 exons. Lineage: Eukaryota; Ciliophora; Oligohymenophorea; Peniculida; Parameciidae.
AUGGACACUAAAGUUUUGGAGCAAACGUAACUUGUGUCCUUUAAGAACUCUAUACAAUUGAUUGAUAUCAUGCAGUAGUUAAACGAUUUAUAAAAAUAAUAAAUAUAUAAUUUUAUUUCUCAUCCAAUGAUUGUAGGUUAAUCACAACUGAUCAAAUAUAGUCAAUCACAUACUCAAUAAACAAUAUUAAACAUAAUUGAGAGUCUAGGAACAAUUAUUGCUUAAGUAUUGGCUAUUGAGAAAUUUCAAACAUUUACAAACAAAACUAAAGGAUUAAGUGUGCAUUUAUUAAGUAAUGAAAUAUCAGAGAAGAGAAGGCAUUUUGUUGAUCUGGAAGACGAAUGUAAAAAGAAUUAGCAAUAAGAGGAAUGGCAAUUAGCUAGAGAUGAAUUCAAAAAGCUUUUAAAAAAUUUAGAGGAUUUGCUCAUAAAUAAAGAACAUAAAUUAUUAUUAUAAAAUAUUCUAUAACCUCCACCUCAAUAAUCCUCUAUUAUCAUUUAACCAGAUAAGAAGCAUCUUGAUGCAAUAGAAAGUUACCAUUAUCGAAGUCAGGUGAUUUUUCAUAAUUCUUUAUAAAAGGAUAAAACAGGAGAGGAAUUAUUGAAGUGUAUAAUUACUUAUAGGAAUGGAUUGGCUAAAUUUCUCUAUUUCUAAUUUAUCGAAUAAGGUAUCAAGGAUCUAGAUUUACUUUUAAAUUAUGUUUUGAUUAAUAAGACCUAAGGUAAUCACUCUACACUUUAAUAAUUGAAUGAAUAUAUCCAGUCCUUAUUUACUAAGAAUGAUAAACAAUAAUUAAUGAAGGAAAUUCAACUAAUCAUAGUUGUUUUUCCUGAGUUGGCCGAAUAUUUCUAAGAGCUUUAGAAUAAUAUCAAUGAUAACUCUCUUUAUUUUGACAAUAGAAUAGAACUUAACCCCAUCUAAUUUGAAUAUGUGCUCCUUAUUUACGACCACCUUGUGAAUCCUAGGAGAAAGUCGACUAGAAAAUUGACUUAGGAAACGAUAGUAUUUAUGAAGGAUUUGGAUUCGGCUAUAAGAGCUGGAUCAGUUUAAGGAAUUAAAAGUUUACUGAAGAAUUUAAAUAAAAAUAUUAAACAAGAAAUGCUAACUGAUUUUGAAUACCUUUCUGAAUUAGCUGUUUCGUCCAAAUUGAGAUUGUUUAUGAAAAUGAUUCAACAAAUUAAUGUACUCAAAGAACAUGAUAUUAAAGAUGAUUAUUUAAAUUUUCAAAUCGUUUUUCAAUAUGAUCGUGCUAUAUUCAAUGAAUGUAAAAAUGACGAUAUAUACCAUGAACCUUCAGCUGAAAUUUAAUAAAUAAAAGUCUAGUAGGUUUUGUACUAAUUCACUUAGGUUAUAGAAAAUGCAGCUGAUCUUGAAAAGAAUUUAAAAAACGAUGCCAUUUUAGAGAAACUUAAGACAUCAAUAAAGGAGUCAACAUCUUCUAUCGAAAGUUUAAUCACAUCUGCAUAAACAAUUAACAAAUUAUUGGAAAUACUUAAUUGUAUCUUCUUUUUCUAAAAAUUAAAUGUGACAACAUUUCUUAUCCUCUACCAAUACUUUUCAGACCUUAAAGAAAUACAAUAAAAAAUAAAAAAUAAUUAAUGUGAUGUAGAUCAAAUUCCGAAUUUGUACAAGUUAUUAUUGAAUUUCUAAUAUGAUGCAAAACAAUAGUUCCAAAAAUUAUUAAAUGAAAAAAAAAUGUCAAUCUCUGAAGAGCGCGCUGAAGAUUUAAGUGAUUUGAUAAAAGAAGUCGAAUAAUUUGAUCGAAAUAAUGCUGCAACUUUCCUUAAUAAUGUGAAAUAGUACUAUAAUAAGGAAUUGAAGGAUUUCCUCUUAAAAUUAGCUCAAAUUGGAACUAAGUAGUUCUAAGAGGCUGUUAAUUAUUUAAUUCAAUAAGUAGAUCCCUGA